GAGGGGAGAAUCCAAGAUCCUGACUGGAGGCAAAGGGCUCCAGGAACCAGGAGGCGAAGUUGGAGGUCUGAGUGUGUGUCCUGACAUCACAGGAGUGCCAGGAGUCAAGGUCAGGGGUCUCCAUUUUCUCCCUGCCACACCCCUAGUGGGCACAAGACCCCAGUCAUCAUGGUCCCAACGAAUGAGCUCUGCACUUCUGAGGAAGACCUUCAGGGCCAAAUCCAGGCCCAGGGCCCAGUGGAGGUGCAGCUCCUGGGGGUUGAGGCAGAGGAUGCCUCAACCCCUCUGGCCUCCUUCCCUCCAGUCUCAUCUUCCUCUGCAGCCGUGGUUGCGGAGAUCUUGUUCAAGCGGGCUCUGUAUGUGAUGACGACUGAAUUACUGGAGUUCCUGCUCCUGAAGUAUCGCACCAAGGAGCCAAUUUUCCAAGCUGAAAUGCUGAAUACGGUCCUCAGGGAUAACCAGGCCAACUUCCCAGUGGUCUUCCGUAAAGCCACACAGUGCCUGCAGCUGGUCUUUGGCCUGGAUGUGAAAGAGGUGGACCACAGAGAGCACAUCUAUGUCACGGUCCCCACCCUGGGCCUCACCCUCAAUGAGAUGCAGAGGGAUGGGCAGAGCAUGCCCAAGGCUGGCCUCCUACUGACGGCCCUGAGCAUGAUUGUCCUAGCAGGGGGCCGGAUCCGUGAGGAGAAGAUCUGGGGAGUACUCAGCAGGAUGGGGAUAUUUGCUGGGAUAGAGCACUGCAUCUAUGGGGAGCCCAAGGAGCUGCUGACCCAAGUGUGGGUGCAGGUGGGGUACCUGCAGUACCGUCAGGUGCCUUACAGCCACCCUGCUCGUUACGAGUUCCUGUGGGGUCCCCGGGCCUAUGCAGAGACCAGCAAGCAGCAAGUCAAGGACUAUCUGCGCAGGGUCAAUAGAAGGGGUCCCAGGUUCUUCCCACCCCAGUUUGCAGUCAUGUGAGGGAGGAGGAAGAGGGGCCCUGAGCCAGAGCAGCAGCCAGGCUCCUUUCAGGCCCACAUCCAGCAGCUUGUCCUGGGGAUAGGAAGGGAGGCUGAUCCUUCCCUCUGUGUUUGAAGAGGGAACAUUCAGCCUUCUCAGUCGUGACGGCCUGGGCCAUUUCGGGGCACUAGUGUGUAGCAUCUUUGACUUCCUGUUCUCUACAAUGUCAUGGAGACUCACUUCUGUUUCCUUUAGAAAAUUUUCAAAUGUUAUUGCUUUUAAUAGGAGGCUUAAUGAGCUUCAGUGUCUUAACUAUGUCAGUAGCGUUGAUCACAGUGUGUUUGUGCUUACCCAGUUCAAGAACAAGAGUUUUGCUGUUUUGUAAAAGUGAUUGCAAACACCUUCACUUUAUUUUGCGACCCUGAACAAGAUUACAUGAACUUGGAAUAUAACUACUUUGGAAAUAUGAUAUUACUUAGUAAGAAUUAAGAAAUAAAAUGUAUUUGAGGUGA
Messenger RNA from Cervus elaphus (red deer), 1448 nucleotides. Its product is annotated as melanoma-associated antigen 10-like. The record is from RefSeq and is a predicted model, not a curated record. The transcript is spliced from 3 exons. The coding region runs from base 169 to 957 and encodes 262 amino acids. Gene Ontology annotation, biological process: negative regulation of transcription by RNA polymerase II. Gene Ontology annotation, cellular component: nucleus. Lineage: Eukaryota; Metazoa; Chordata; Mammalia; Artiodactyla; Cervidae.